Colletotrichum scovillei is the source of this 2413-nucleotide messenger RNA. RefSeq lists its product as uncharacterized. Bases 546 to 2120 code for a protein of 524 amino acids. The transcript has a single exon. The record is from RefSeq and is a predicted model, not a curated record. Lineage: Eukaryota; Fungi; Ascomycota; Sordariomycetes; Glomerellales; Glomerellaceae. Gene Ontology annotation, molecular function: chloride channel activity.
AUUUCUUCCUCCUCCUACACUCACUUUCUCCUUCCGACUCUUUUCCUUCCUCUGAAAACCGCCCUCCUGUCACUACUCUCCGCCACACUUGUUCGUCUUUUCUUUUCGUCCGACACUCGCUUUUCACCAGUUCAACCCCCUGAUCACCGAAUUCCUACUUCACGGUAGCCGUACCUGUGCUUACCACACCAUCUCACCUCCUGGCCCUGGUCAACGUCCACACCAUCAGCGCCCUUUUCGAGUUUAACUCCCGUCUAAUAUCCCAACCUCACACAAGGUCCCCCCUCCUUCUCUCACCAUCUUCCCGACCAAUUUCGUUACCCCUUCCAGCGCUACCGCUUCAUAUACCAAACACUCCCGCGCCAAAAGCUGCCUUACCGUCCUUACGUAGUACGGUCCUUACUCUUUUCGACCGACCAUCCCUCACUCCCGCCGCCAUCGCUGCCGAUUGACGGACAGGGUCUGUCUAGAAUCGACAAGUUAGGAGCAUAUCAAUAAGCUCCUUCUCCCCUUCCCGCUCCCCUUCUUCCCUCCCACUCCCGGAUAUGCCACACCUCAACACCUCGGCCUACGAAGUUCCAACAAUCAAUAUACCAACAAACGACUCCGGAGUCACGCCUCACAUCAUGGCUGAAGAAGGCGGCCACGCGCCCACGGGCGGUAAUAACCACAACCCUGCGAGCGACAACCAGCACCACCAGGAUUUCACCAUCAAGCCGCGCAUGACCGACUUCAACUCAGAAGAGAUCCGCGAUACCAUGUCCCCUACGGGCCCCAUGACUCCGAACCCGUUUAGCAGAAAGAACACCAGCAUUGACAUUGACGACUACUUCACUGGUCCUCGCGACAUUCUCAAGCACUCCAAAUGGCCUCUGUUCAUGCAGAUGCACGGCAGCAUUCUGCCCAAGAUGAUCGUUCCCUUGAUCUGGAUGUCUCUGUGGGCUGCCGCUAUCACCGUCAUUGACAAGUACCGUACGACUAUGGGUGUCGACUCCGUCUUGCUUACUGUCCUGGGUUUCGUCGUCGGUUUGGGUCUUUCUUUCCGCAGUUCUACCGCCUACGAGCGCUACGCCGAGGGUCGCCGUUACUGGGCUCAGCUCAUUCUUGCGACACAGAGUCUUGGCCGCGUCUUCUGGAUCCAUGGUGGUGACAAUGAGGGUAUCGAUCCGAGACAAUCGCUGCUCCGCAAGGUUGGGUGCAUGAACUUGCUCCUCGCCUUUUCCGUCUCCCUGAAGCACAAACUUCGCUUCGAACCCUACACCCAGUACGAGGAUCUUGAGCAUCUCGUCUCCCACAUGACGACCUUUGCGCAAGAAGCCACGUCUGCCGAGCCCGAGAAGAUGACCCUGAAGAAGAAGAACUUCUUCAAGGAGACCGGCGAGUACCUCGGUGUUUCUUUCGCCGCCAGCAACCCCCGCAAGACCAUCAAGAAGGCCUCCCGUCCUCUCGGCAACCUGCCCCUCGAAAUCCUCUCCCACAUCUCUUGCCUCGUUGACAAGAUGGUCGAGGAUGGCCAGCUCAAGGUUCCUAUGCAGCAGACUCUCGCCUACAACAACGUUGCCCUCCUGAACGACAUCAUGACCGGAACCGAGCGUGUCCUGACCACGCCUCUCCCCAUUGCGUAUGCCAUCGCCAUCAGCCAGAUCACCUGGGUCUACGUUAUGCUGCUUCCCUUCCAGCUGAUUGACAAGCUCGGCUGGAUCACCAUUCCCGCCACCGUCGCUGCUUCCUACAUCAUUCUCGGUAUCCUCUUCAUCGGUCGUGAGAUUGAGAACCCCUUCGGCGAGGACGUCAACGAUUUGCCUCUGGAGGUCUACUGCGAACAGGUUGCCUCUGAACUGGAUAUUAUCGCUUCGUUUGAGAAGCGUGACCCCUACCGCUUCAUGGAGUCUUCCCAGAACCUGCCCCUAUUCCCUGCCAGCAUGGCGCCCUACCACAUCUGGAUGGGCCGUUCCGAGAACCGCGUCCGCGAGGCCAUCAAGUCCAAGCAUAACACCGUCUUCGAGUUCCGUAAGAAGGUCAUCCUCGAAAAGGUGGCGUCAAGGGCCGGCAACACCGCAACAGAGAAGAAGCCUAGCAGCGAAGGCACCACCACUAUUAACGGCGAUCACAAUGUCUAAACAGACGGCGUGUGCUUUCGCUUUGCUUCGAGUCUUUUCUUCAUCUCUCCUCCCCUCUAUUUGCAUCAGAAAGGGUUUGGGCGAGAGCGGGUUUAGCGAUUUGCGUCAAGGAGCAUUUACGGCACGGAAAAACAAAAGAUUCUUUCAUACAUGGCCCCGACAGGUGGCUUUUUGCGGCAUAGGAACGGUUUCGGAUCUUUCUUUUCACUGUAAUUACCUGAUUCCUGGAUGACACAAGGACAGGUGUGGUUUUGAGCGCGGCAUUUCCUCUCAUGGCAUUGAGACGACAACAG